Messenger RNA from Paramecium tetraurelia, 234 nucleotides. RefSeq lists its product as uncharacterized. NCBI's taxonomy places the organism in Eukaryota, Ciliophora, Oligohymenophorea, Peniculida, Parameciidae. The record is from RefSeq and is a predicted model, not a curated record. The transcript has a single exon.
AUGAUUUUAGAAGCAUUUCAAUUUCUGGUUCAUGCUCUAUAUUUGGCCUUAAGUUACUUGAUUCCAAUUUCAAUGGCAGGUGGAGCUUAUGCAUCAAAUGACAAAACAAAGAUGAGCAGAUGGCUGAUACAUUUUUUGCUUAUCAAUAUUUUGAAUCAGACUUUGUUUCCAAUCUUGGCAUUUAUUGGAUUGUGUAUUAAAAAUUAGUAACAAUUUCAUAGAGACAAUGAAUGA